GUGUUCAUAAAAUGGGGUUUGAUUUACAAUUUAUCAAUAACCAAAAUAAUCCUCAGAAAGUUUCAUAAUGCGUUUGGGGAUUGUCGUAAUUUCGGCUUUUGGCCUUUUUUUAUUGGACCGAUCCCAACAAAGUGAGGCAGUUGUGUUUAAGUUCACAAACUUUCAAUGUGAAAGCUACAAUCGAUCUUGGUUCGUGUUCCACGAAUGUCGCCUGAAAGCCAUAAGUCGCAACAAAGUUAUUUUGAACAUGAACGGAACCAUUCUCUAUCCUGUCAAUAAUAUCCUCGCCCAAUUCAAAUUGUAUAAAAGGGAUAAUGGAUACAAGCCUUGGCUUAUAAACAUCCUAAUCGAUAUUUGCAAAUUUGUUAAACAAAACUACAAUCCUUUCGCAAAAAUGAUUUUCAGUUUAUACAAGGAUUUUUCAAACUUUAAUCACACUUGUCCAUAUGUGGGAAGUCAGAUAAUUCAGGGUUUAUAUUUGAGACCUGAAAAAUUAAUUUAUCCUCUGCCAAACGGUGACUAUAUGUUGACUAUAAGAUGGCACUUCGAUCGCAAGCCACAAGUUGAAACAAAUAUAAGUUUCACCUUCGCCGAGGAUCUUUCCAAAACAAAUAUCAAAUUUAAAUGAAAUAAUAAGAAUCUAUUAUGAUCCAUUUUUCCUUU
Molecule: messenger RNA, 663 nt
Organism: Drosophila ananassae
Lineage: Eukaryota; Metazoa; Arthropoda; Insecta; Diptera; Drosophilidae
Exons: 3
Coding region: 68-628 (186 amino acids)
Source: RefSeq, a predicted model, not a curated record